Molecule: messenger RNA, 1389 nt
Organism: Trichoplax adhaerens
Lineage: Eukaryota; Metazoa; Placozoa; Uniplacotomia; Trichoplacea; Trichoplacidae
Exons: 16
Biological process (GO): intracellular signal transduction; peptidyl-serine phosphorylation
Molecular function (GO): ATP binding; protein serine/threonine kinase activity
Source: RefSeq, a predicted model, not a curated record
AAGCCAAUUCCUGGAAAGAAAAAGGCGGAAGAUUUCGAAUUUGGUAAAUUAAUUGGCGAAGGCUCUUAUUCUACGGUUGUAUUAGCACGUGAUAAAAAGUCACAUAAAGAAUACGCAGUCAAAAUUCUGGAAAAACGCCUCAUUAUUAAAGAACACAAGGUGAAAUAUGUUUCUCGAGAAAAGGAAGUCUUCAGUCGACUCAACCAUCCGUUCUUUGUCCGGUUAUAUUUUACAUUUCAAGAUAAAGAAAGACUUUACUUUGUGUUAAGUUUUGCUAAGAAUGGUGAGCUGUUAAACUACAUCAAUAAGUUAGGGAGCUUUGAUGAAUAUGCGACUCGAUUUUAUGCAGCGGAAAUCACCUCAGCUUUGGAAUAUUUACACGACCAAGGUAUCAUUCACAGAGAUUUAAAGCCUGAAAAUAUUCUACUUGACAAUAAUAUGCACAUUCAAAUUACGGAUUUCGGAACUGCUUUUGUGGAAGGCGAUGAUAAUGCUCGAGCUCAAUCAUUUGUUGGCACUGCUCAAUAUGUAUCACCAGAAUUACUAACAGCAAAGAGUGCAUUUAAAAGCUCGGAUUUAUGGGCUCUUGGAUGUAUUAUCUAUCAGUUUGCUGCUGGAUUGCCUCCAUUUAGAGCAACGAAUGAAUAUCAAAUUUUCCAAAAAAUAAUCAAUUUAGAAUAUAAUUUCCCAGAUGGUUUCGACCCCACUACGAAAGAAUUGGUUGAGUGUUUAUUAGUCAAAGAUCCUAAGCAACGUUUGGGUUGUCCUGAAAUGGGCGGAUAUAGCAAAUUGAAAGCUCAUACUUUCUAUGAAGACAUUCCCUGGGAAAAAUUAGCGGAUUUAGAACCGCCUAAACUGGCUCCUUUUUUACCAGCAAAGAGUAAAAGCCAAGAAGAUCUGCGUGGCGACGAUGAUGAUGAUUUCGAUGAAAGGAUGUUAGCUCAAUUUGGUUUAAGUGAUAAGGAAAGAAAUAAGGAAUUUGGAUUGCUCUCCAAUAUUAAUAAAGAAGACCGUAAGCGUAAGCUAGAUAAGCAACAAAAAGAUUCCAAAUGGCAUAGAUUUGUAGAAAAUAAUUUAAUUCUAAAAAUGGGCCUGGUAGAUAAGCGAAAAGGUUUAUUCGCCAGACGUCGUCAGUUGUUAUUAACAGAAGGGCCGCAUUUAUACUACGUCGAUCCACAAGCAAUGGUGCUAAAAGGUGAAAUUCCCUGGUCCCGCGAAUUGCGCCCAGAAGCCAAAAAUUUCAAGACAUUUUUUGUUCAUACGCCAAAUCGAACUUAUUAUCUUGAAGACCCAAAUGGCUACGCGAUAGAUUGGGUCAACAAAAUUGAAGAUGUGCAUAAAGAUAUUUAUCAGAGAUCCGCAUCAGAUUCAGUUGCUGAAUUUGUUUAA